Messenger RNA from Aspergillus oryzae RIB40, 486 nucleotides. RefSeq lists its product as uncharacterized. The record is from RefSeq and is a predicted model, not a curated record. NCBI's taxonomy places the organism in Eukaryota, Fungi, Ascomycota, Eurotiomycetes, Eurotiales, Aspergillaceae.
AUGAUCACUUCUUCUAUCUACAAUGCAAUGACCGAAAAUACCUUUUUCAACGACUGGACAAACCGAAAGAUUGACUUCGGUCGUGGGCCUAGCUCGAUGUGGACCCUGGAUAGGCUUUACGGCGAGAAGAACAGCCAGGUCGAUGAUGAACGGUAUUACGAGUACCAGUGUAUCGGCAGCGCCUAUGGCACUUUCUUGUGUCAGAACGUGAUGGACAGUACUUCUCGCGGUGUGAUGAAAAUCUUUAUGCAAGAUUGUGUCAACUCAGGGAUUGUACGGGGGCUCCAUGAAACAGAGCACGUCUUAUGGGACGCAGCAACAUACAAGAGUUAUAUCACCAGCUUUAGAAUGAGUGGGCCUGCAGGGGAAAGUGACGAGUGGCGGGAUGAUGAGUUGAUUGUUUGGAGCAUGGCACAGACUCAAAAUAAUCGUAUCUGGUUUGAGGACCCAAAUAAACACCCGGACAUGAGCACCUGGACUCUUUGA